Mytilus californianus (California mussel) is the source of this 9586-nucleotide messenger RNA. RefSeq lists its product as uncharacterized. Bases 375 to 3146 code for a protein of 923 amino acids. The record is from RefSeq and is a predicted model, not a curated record. The transcript is spliced from 3 exons. NCBI's taxonomy places the organism in Eukaryota, Metazoa, Mollusca, Bivalvia, Mytilida, Mytilidae.
UUUCGACAAGGAACAAACUAUAAAUGAAUUUAUGUGCGGUAUGCGGAAUGAAUUUGAAAGAUUGCGCAUUAAUUUUAUAAUGGGGAUUUUGUAUAAGUUGUAUAACUAUUGCCGUUAACCGGUUUGGCGGUCAGUAUAAAAGGUAAUUGCACGGGUUUUUUAGUUAUCGAGGACUGGGUAGUGACCACACAAUCGCACGUCAUAUAUAUAGGUAAUGUAAACCAUGGUACUACAUCUGGAUGAAUUUGUUUACCUGAGGAAAAGUGACAAAGAAAGAAAAUAAGAUGCUGACGCUGGACAUUUCUAUCAUGACAUAGAUACAAGGAACAAAAAUAGACUACAGAACAUUUACCAAGGUAACAGACUGAUGUAAAAUGAGGGCAAGAGGGAAGCAGACGGUAUCAAGUAUUUUCUUCAUUGUGGUGUUAGUGGUUGUUUUCUAUACAUUUUACUUUGAUAAACCAACAUUUCUAAAAUCCUCGACCGACAAUUCUAAAGGAAAAACACAAACUUCAUCUGAAAAUGGAUUUUUAACUGCUGAAAACACUGUGGGAAAAGUAAUCACACGAAAUGAAAAAGGAUGGACAGUUGACAAUAAAAUAUGUCAUCAAAAUUACGAUUUUGUACUUGCACAUUUAAAGGACCCUCCUCACACACCUAUUUUUGUAUAUACUACUGAGGAAGAUAAAUGGGUGUCUGGAAGUAUAAUAGCUCAUGGCUCUUGGGAAGGAGGUCAUGUUGGUACAAUUCAUAAUUACAUGAGAAAGUUUCCACAAGCAGUGUUCCUUGAUAUUGGUGCUAAUAUUGGAAUGUUUUCAGUCUCUAUUGCUGCCUAUGGAUAUAGAGUAAUAGCAAUAGAUUGCCUAGAAGGAAAUGUAAUGCGUCUUUGUGCUUCAAUGAAGGCUGCAAAAUUGACCAACAAGAUGACAGUCGUGUAUAAUGCAUUAUCUCACACACAUGAAAAGGUUUCAUUAGGCAAGUACCAUGGCAAUGUAGGAGGAACUUAUAUUAAGCAGGGGAAACAUAGUCAUCAGACAGGAACUGAAUCGGUUAAUUCAAUUUUCCUUGAUGAUCUCUUAGAAAUUUAUUCUUUUGAUCAAGUUGUCAUUAAAAUGGAUGUAGAAACUUUUGAAGCUAAUGUUUUGAAGGGAGGCUACAAAUUUUUUGAACAAGUAAAAGUAGAAGCAUUAUUAAUAGAAUUUGUUGCACAUAGAGAAAAAGAAAGUGGUAAAUUCAUUGCUGAUUUCUUACUAUCUCAUGGCUUGGAGCCAAAUGUAGCAGAUAGCAUUAAAAAUGAUUAUAAAAAAUGGGGCAAUGAAGUUUUAUUUUUACGUAAAAAAAAACUUAUUGUGACUGUUACUAAACCUCUUCCAACAGCUAUUUCCGAAAAUAAAAAUAAAAUUACAAUCACUUCGAAAAAUGAAGCUUUAGGAAAAGUCAUAUCAUACUCAGGAAACCAAUGGACGUCAGAUGAAAAUUUUUGUCCUACUGAUACAAGUAAAUUUGUUGCCACCAAAUUAGGACGCCCAUAUAAUGUACCCAUGUUUGUUUAUACUAUGAAGGAAGAUCAGUGGGUUUCUGGGAGAAUAAUUCAAGGUGGAAUUUGGGAAGAGGAUCUUGUCAAUAAAGUUUUAGUACAAAUGAACAACUUUCCAAAUGCUGUCUUCAUAGAUAUAGGAUCCAACAUAGGAGUAUUUUCAUUGGCAGUAGCAAGUAAAGGGAGAAAUGUCAUCAGCAUAGAUUGUUUAAAAGGAAACGUUGAAAGGUUUUGUAAUUCAAUUAAAUCUGCUGGUUUUGAUAAGCAUAUGACAAUCGUUUAUAAUGCCCUUUCCAAUGAAAGGAAGAAUUUUUCUCUAGGAACGUACGAAGGCAAUGUAGGAGGAACCUAUAUAAAGGAACCAGCCAGUGGAGAUAGCCUUAUUAGCAGCAUUUUACUCGAUGACUUAGUAACAUUUUUUGAACUACAAGAGGUAGUUGUUAAGAUGGACGUUGAAACACAUGAAGCAAAUGUUUUACAUGGUGCUAAAAAGUUUUUUGACUCUGUAAAAGUACAUUAUUUUUUGUUAGAAUUCGUGGCUCACAAGGGAAAACAUAGUGGGAGUUUUAUCAGUAAUUUUUUUGACUCCUAUGGAAUGGAACCAAUACUACCGUCCACAUCACAGUAUGCAGACACAUCCACAUGGCCAAAUGAAGUGGCUUGGAGGAGGAAAAAAGAAGACAGUACCAGGAAUAAGGAACAUUCAACAGUCAGAGACAUUGAAAAACGAAACAUUCCACAAACUCAAAAUAGAUUUUCACAUUCCAAUCAAAUUACAUCUGACCAAGAAACAUUAGGGAAAGUGAUAUCACGAUCAUCAUAUGUGCAACAAUGGAAUGAAGCUAAUAUUUCUUGCCAAGCAAAAUCUAAUUUUGUGCGAGCAAGUUUGAACCGUGAUCCCAACACACCAAUAUAUGUAUACACUCCAGAAGAAGAUAAAUGGGUUUCUGGUAGUAUUAUUAGGAAUGGCAAUUGGGAAGGUGACCUUGUUCAGAAAAUUGCAUUUAUUUUCAACGAAUUUCCCGAUGCAACAUUUCUUGAUAUUGGAGCAAAUGUAGGAAUGUUUUCGCUGUCAUUAGCAAAACGUGGUAAAAGAGUGAUUGCAUUUGAUUGUUUGAAAGGCAAUGUUGAAAGGUUGUGUGCAUCAAUGAAAGCUAAUGCUGGUUUUGAAAACCGAAUGACAAUUGUUUAUAAUGCAUUAUCAAACCAACGAGAAAAAGUAACAUUAGGUACUUAUAAUGGCAAUAUAGGUGGUACUUUUGUUAAAAAGAUACAAUCCAAUACAGGAAACGUAGGUAAUACAGUUGAUUCCAUUUUAUUAGAUGAUAUAUUAGACAUAUUUAAAUUUGAUAAUAAGGUCAUUAUAAAAAUGGAUGUUGAGACAUUUGAAGCUAAAAUAUUAGAAGGAGCUGAGAAAUUUUUCAGUACUGUUGAAGUUGAAGCUUUAUUGUUAGAAUUCGUAUCUCACAGAGGAAAUAAAUCUGGUACCUACAUUUUACAGUUUCUAGAAAAGCACAACCUUUUCCCUGUAUUAGGCCCUGGAAUGGAUAGAUAUGACACUAAUACAUGGAAAAAGGGUGAGGUCAUGUUCAGAAGAAAAAGCAGUUAGACGGAAAACCCCAGUUUUAUUAGUAUUUUAUACUCACUACAAGCAAGAGAAGUAGUCUAGUCUUUUAUACACAGAGUAUUUUAUUGAAAAAAAGAUUUUUUAAUCUUAGGGUUGGAUAAAUAUGAAAUUUAACUGACAAUAUAAAAUAACAAACAUUGUGAUAUAUGGUGAUCUAGUACAAAAUGUAGUACUUUCAUCAAUACGUUUGUAUAUGAUUUGUUUUAAUCCAGAUAUAAUUGAAUCUUUAAGCUUGUCAUACAUUGUAGUUAUUAGAUAUUUUGCUGAAAGUGGAUGCAAUCUUAAGAAAUUGUUAAUCCCAUGCACCAAAGUAGCAAAAGUGAUAUGGUAACACAUUGUACAAUAGUUACGCAAGAGAAAAGAAUGAUGUUUUCCCAAUCAUUAUAAUGAAAAUAAGAAUAUUUGGUUUAAAGGACAAGUAAUUUUGUUGAAAUACUUGAUUUGGUAUGAAAUUGUGCCAAAGAUUCUUCAGAGAUUUUAGAAAUGAUUACAGCUUUACAAGUUUUGGGUAAAACAAUAUUUACAAAAUCAGUCUUCUUUAUGUGGGUUGAAGAGCUUAGUUUACAAACAGCAUUAAUUACGUAACCUGUUCACUUCGUCAGAUUUGUGCAUAGAUAAUCAGUAUUAAAUGUUGUCUUUUUUUAUUUUUGUAAUUUUUACAGAAUUACAGUCUGUUAAGCAUUCAAUGUUUAUGAAAUUCCACAAACAUUAUAUAUAGCUCAUAAUUUGUUCACUCAGCAGCAGUUUUCACACUAAAAUCUGUUUGAACAUUCAUCAAAUGUGUGAUUAUAUUUUCUCAAUUUUGUCAGGUUUUUUGAAAGUGAUAUUUUUGCUUAUAAAGUACAUACUAUUAUUAUUGAUAGAGAGUAUUCAGGAUAUAUGAUAAAUUUCACCUUUUAUAUCUGAAUGAAACCCAUUUUAUCUAUUGUAUUAAAUUUAUCAAUGUUUAUAAUUAAUAUGAAUGGCAAGUCUUAUUUUAGUUUUUUCCAAACAUUGCAAAAUAUGUUCAUAUUAUGCAAUUCUCCAUAAAUCACUUACCCAUUGUAAAACUCACGAAAGCUUGAUAAACACAGCAGAUACACAUGUAACACUUGUAAAUUACAAGUAUGAUUCAUAAUUCUGAAUGAGAGGGGUAAACUCCAGAUUCAUUUUAUAUUUAUGAAGAUCUAACUGGCAUUUAGCAUGUUUAUAUAACUAUAUGAGCCAGUCCAAGGGAAAAGGUACAUGAAGUGUUUUUGAUAAACUUCACAGGACACGUUGUUAAAGUUAGUUAAAAUAAUUUUUGAAAAACGAUUUUAUCCAUAAAAAUUGGUAUACAUGUAAACAUUCAUAAAAUUGUAAAUUCUGUCCCAAAUUUUCAGUUAAAACAGAAAAAGAUGUAGAAAUAUCUGAAUUAUUGUACUUAGGCAAGAAUAAAAUCAUUUGUUACCUGGAACAAUGCUAAACUGAGCCGAAAUUAACGAGAUAACCUAAAACAUUAUUCUUUUGAAUAAAGAAGACUUUUUGAAAGAAAAAUUGAUUAACUCCCAUGGAAACUUCCAAAAAAUGUAUUGUAAUUUCACAUAUAUUUUACUGAAUAUAAGAUAUUUCAAUUCAAAUGAUGUCUGAUUCUUAUGAAUAUAGAAGACUUUUUGAAAGACAAAUUGUAUGAAAGCUUAGUUUGGACAUUUUUAUAGCAAUUCAAAAUUACUAUCUACUAGUAUCACCUUUAGCAUGACAAUAACAAUAAAAUUUCUAUACAAACGGUUAAAUUAAUUUUUCAUAAAAACAUUGAAGUGGAAUAAAAGUCUUAUAGGAUUGUAAGUAUGCUUUAUUUCAUCACCUUGCACUUUCACGACUUGAUUGUGGCUUUCUUCAGCAGUUUGUUCAAAUUUCUGACCAGUUGAACAGUUUGGUUUUAUAAAACACAUUGCAAUUUGGUCAGAAUUUUGAAUAAGUUGCAAUAGGUGGAGAGCAACACUUACAGUCAAGUCAUCGUAAAUUUGUAUUACAUUAAAGGAGCUUUUUUUCUUAUUCCAAACAGUACCUAUUGUAAAAAUAUUUGAAUAAGCUCUUGCCUUUUUGUGCUGAGGCUGUGUAAAGUAAACACCAAUUAGUCAAUCAAUCAGUCUUUGUAUACAGUUAGCAUAAUUAUUAUUUGCUGCAAGUCAUUUUGAAGUGCCAUAAGCCAGUUUGUGUAAAUUUUUUACAAAACAUACAUUUUUUUAUGUUCUUGCCUAACUUAUGCCAUAUAUGACAUUCAGUCAUGUCAAUUUGCUAGUCAUGUUAUGUCACAUUAAUGAAACGGUGUAAAAUCAACUUGCCAUUCUGCAUUCACCAAAUAAGCCUCUUUGAUCCUUUACCUUGUGAUGUUAUAAAACUCAACACCAAUCCAAAUCUGUGGUAAAAUACAAAAACGAAAUUGGGUAUUUGAUGCUUCUCUGCCAAGCAUGCAGCAUUUAAGAGUACGAGUCUUGUCAGAAUAAUGUGAAAGGGUAGGGUAUUGUCUUGCAGACUGUUACCUUGUCAAAUAGCACAUCCAAAAUGUGGCUUAGCAUGUCAGUCUAGUACAAUGCAGGGUUCAUAUUCUUAUCACAUUGAUAUGCUCCCAUCCUAAAUUGCAUUUAAUUUGCCACGGAAAGUUAAACAGCCAACCAUCAACAUCUUCAUCUAUUCAUUUUUUUGUUUGAAUUUAAAAAAAAAAUUGAAAUCCCAUAGAUAAAUUUUAUCUAGUUAGAUGUCCCCCAUAAAUAGAUUUUAUCUAGUGAAAUGUUUCUUGCAUUAAUUUCAUAUUACACAAUCCACUUUAAAUAGAAGCUAAUGUGAUAUUUUUAGAAAGUGAUUCACUUUGUAUAAAGUUAAAAUAUCUUAAUGUUCUUUGAUGUUGCUACUUAAUAGUAGUUUUUAACCGGAUUUUCAAAAGAAAAAUUGGUUAUUGCUUUGGGGAUGUACGGCGAGUGGGUGGGCGGGCGGAUGGGCGGGUGGCUGCCAAACAGUGUCCGUUCAUUACCAUGAAAACGCUUUGACAAAAUUUAUUCAAAUUAAGAUAUGUUGUUUCCUGUGACUAAAUGAAGGUCAAGUUCAAUUUUCACGGUUUUAGCUUUUCUCGUUGUUGAGUUAUAGCCCUUUCCCAAGAGUUUAAUUUUUUAUGAAAUUCUUAUUAAUUACUCCAUUUUGUUCAAAGGGAAAUAACUCAUUUUUUAAAAGACAUUGUAUGAAUGAUAAAUGACAUUUUGGAUUGUUCCUUUUCUUUGGUAAAUUGUUUGAAGAAUUUUGUGGUAGGUUUGUUUGUUAUUCUGUAUAAACUAAUUUUCUGAAUGUUAAAUAUGUAUUUUUUUUUUGAUGAAGUGAACUCCUUUAAUUAGAUAAUAAUCUAUUUUUAUUAAAUGAUAUAUUUCAUUACAUUACAUUGUGUAGAUAAAGUUGUUGACAUUGAUAGAUAAGUUGCAAAUCUAUAUUAGUUUGUGACAAAUGAAAGAAAAAAUAUUUGGAACUAUUAAUUAUAUUUGAUUAUAAUUUGAAAAUAGAUAUACAUUGUUUAACAUCAUAUCUAAUUUAAGAAAAUAGUGGUUAAAUCAUAUCUGAUUUUAGAGAACUAUGUGUUUAUAAUUUAUUCAGUUUGAGUUAUUUCCCUUUGAACAGAAAAUAAUAUGGAUUAAAUUAAACUGUGUUUCAUUUCAACAUAAAUUAAAUAUAUAUAGGGUUCUUUCAAAUGCUGAAUCUAAACCUGUAUUUUUAAAAAUACUAGAUUUUUGGGCCCAGUUUUCAAGUUGGUCCAAAUCAGGGUGCAAAAUUAAACUUUUGUUUGAUUCAACAAAAAUUGAAUUUAUGGGGUUCUUCAAAAUGCUGAAUCUAACCAUGUACUUAGAGAUUUUGGAUUGUGGGCUCCUUUAUCAAAUUGGUCCACAUUGAGGUCCAAAGGGUCCUAAAUUAAACUUUUGUUUGAUUUCAUCAAAAAUUGAAUUCUUGGGGUUCUUUGAUAUGCUGAUUCUAACAAUGUUCUUAGAUUUUGGAUAUUGGACCAUAAUAGGUAAAUGUCUAAUUUCAAAUUUUUCAGUUCUUUGACCACAUUCAUUUUGUGUCACAAACCUAUGCUGUGUCAAAUAUUCAAUCACAAUCCAAAUUCAGAGCUGUUUUAAAUGUAGUGUCCAUACUUGCUCAACUGUUCAGGGUUCGACCUCUGCAGGAAAUCCAGUUUGCUGUCACUCUGACAGCCUCUUGUUGUUCCGUAUUGAAUUGAAUUGUUAUAGUGAAUUGGUCCUUGUUAAUUGUAAUGAUGUUUAUUUAGCAAUUACUUUUAAUAAAAAUUGUAAUUUUGUGAAAAUCUUGAAAAUUAUAUACCUCAUGUGUUAUAUUUUCAUCUUUGUCAUGUUUGUAUUACUGUGAAUUCAUUUAUUUCAUGUGUACCAAUUCUUUUUCAUGGAUUUGGGGGGGGGGGUCUGUGAUUUGAAGUAAUCUUCAUACAUUUUGUCCUACAAGCUUAUCAAUAAUUGGUACUUUGUUGAACACUUAUAUUUAUUGUUCAACUUUACCUACAUACAAAUUCCAUGUAAAUUGCUACCCAAAUAAUAAUAAUGAACCCACAGUACAUUUACCAAAUUUGUACCAUAAAGAAGAAAUUUUAUAACAUAAUUUUUGUAAGUAUUUUUUACUGUUCCAAAUCGAAAUAGCACACCUUUAAAGUUUUACGUCCAAUAUAAUUCAGUUUUUGUAUCAUUAAAUCAAAAGGUAAAAAUGAAUCUGCUUGUAUUUUUUUCGUAUUUAAUGUUAAUGGGUUUUUCUAUGAGAUGCAAUGAUGUUCAUUUAAACAAAAUAAGAUUAAAAUUAAAAUUCUGGAAAAAAACAUGUAUAUAGUCAGUUGGCAUUAAGGUUUACUUAACUUUUUUAAGAUACACUUCUGAUCCCUUAACUUUUGUAGAAUUUUGUUUUGGGGAGUUCAAUGAUUUUCAAUCAAAUAUUGCCACCGUUCAAAGAUUUGCAUGAAUGAACUUAAAGGUGACCAAACAUCAUGAAGAAAAAAUAAUUCAAUUUUAGAAAUUUGCAAUAUUCAAUUAAAUGUCUCCCCGAGGUUGCAUACCAUGUAAAAAUAUUCAUGAACCAAAACAAUUUGAAGGGGGGAGAUAACUUAUUUGAUUCAUCUGAUCAAACUGACCUUGCAAGUGUAGCUCCUUGCAAGUGUUUGUUUUUACUAAAACUUCACACAAGGUAAAGUACAUAUCAUAUGAAGAUGUGCAUGAAGGAAAAUAAUUUUAUAUAUCUACAAGGUCUUUGAGUUGAUUGAAAUUGAAAUUUUAUUUUUUAUUAACCAUAAUAUUGACCCUAUUAGCAGAACUAAACCAUUAAAAGGAUUUAAUAAAACUUCUUUCAAAAGUAUUAACAAAAGGAUUUUUUGAGUGAACAUAGGUGAAACAGCAGAAACCAGAAGACCUGUAGACUUUAAAAACUUUAAAAGAUAUCCAAACUUAUGUAUAUGUUUAAGUAAAGCAUUAUACCACCUAUGAGGCCAUAAAACUUACAGAGACAUGUUUAAGAAUAGCAUAAUACCACCGAUUAGGCCAUAAAAUCAUGGCCACGUAAAACUAUAAUAUCAAAGAAUGGUUUUGGUGUCAUACAUGUUGGCAACCCAUUGCACCCUCAGAAUACUGUAAAUUCAAAAAUUAUUGCGUGCAUUUAUUAUAGCGAUUUUCAUAGAAUAAACAAAUAUGUGAGAUUAAUCAUUGUGGUUUUAGGAAAUCUGCAUACAGAUAUAUGUAUCAGAUAUCAGAAUGCGAGUGCUUAUUAUUAUGAUUCUCAACUAGUCGCAUUAUUCUCAUUAAUAAAAACCUCUUUAUGAUUUCUGAACUUACAGUAAUUUCUUCUUCUUUUGGAAAUAAACUGACAGGAAUAAUCAAAUCAACAUACUUAAGCAUUUCACUUACACCAUGUGGGAUUUAAACUAAUGAUCCUGUACAAUUAAGUAUCUAAAUUGGUGUUAAAAAGGUUAUCCUCCCUGGUUUACCAACAUUUCAUUCAUUUAUAUUCUUAAAUAACUGAAAUAGUUGUUAAAUUGAUUAAUAUUGAGUGAUUUCAAUUACCAAUUUUCAAUGUUUAUUCAUGUACAUCAAAGAUUAUCAUAUAUAUUUAUUUGUAAACGUUUUGUUUAUGUGUUUAUUUUUUAUGUUGUAGUUAUUGUUAUUAGUGAAUUAUUUCUGUAUUUUGGAACCAACAGCAUAUCUUAUUCAACUGAUUUCAGCAUUACUUUAGUAUAUUUGUUAAAUAUGAAUUUUACAAAUUGAUUCAUGAAAGAUAUAAGCAUUACUUUAGUAUAUUUGUUAGUUAUGUAUUUUACAAAUUGAUUCAUGAAAGAUAUAAGCAUUACUUUAGUAUAUUUGUUAAUAAUGUAUUUUUCAAAUUGAUUCAUGAAAGAUAUUAGCUAUCAUAUUAAAGCACAAGCAUUUAUUUAA